Vicia villosa (hairy vetch) is the source of this 2175-nucleotide messenger RNA. RefSeq lists its product as uncharacterized. Gene Ontology annotation, biological process: transmembrane transport. The record is from RefSeq and is a predicted model, not a curated record. The transcript is spliced from 4 exons. Gene Ontology annotation, cellular component: membrane. Gene Ontology annotation, molecular function: transmembrane transporter activity. NCBI's taxonomy places the organism in Eukaryota, Viridiplantae, Streptophyta, Magnoliopsida, Fabales, Fabaceae. The coding region runs from base 204 to 1715 and encodes 503 amino acids.
AUACCAAAUUUUAAUGUUGUAUUGCAAGUUACAUUCUAUUUCAAGGAGUGUUUGUUGUUAUAAAUAACAAAAACGUCAUAAUUUUGAUUUAAUACUAUAUGAUAAAGUCAUAUUUGUUGUUACUUUUUAAUUAAUUGCGUCAGAUCCACCAAGAACGCUCCGUUGUGAGAGUUCCUUCCUCUUUCUUUGGAUUGUCCUACGUGAUGGGACUCAUUCGAACCUCAAAACAUAGCACCAAAUCCUCUCUUCUUCCAUCCAAAUCCAAAUCAUCAUUUUCAACUCCCACUCAUUCUUCUUCUCAAACCAUGAAAACAACAAUUAAGAUUUAUGGCAUAUCUCUUUCGCUCAUUCUCAUCAACCUAGCUGCUAUUAUGGAGCGCGCCGACGAGAAUCUUCUUCCGUCUGUCUACAAAGAAGUUAGUGAAGCAUUCAAUGCGGGACCGUCUGAUUUAGGUUACCUCACAUUCAUUCGGAACUUUGUUCAAGGACUGUCAUCGCCUCUAGCUGGUAUACUUGUUAUUAACUAUGAUAGACCAACAAUUCUUGCUAUGGGAACUUUCUGUUGGGCUUUAUCAACUGCUGCUGUGAGUGCUUGUCACGAUUUUAUGCAGGUUGCGUUUUGGAGAGCGAUAAACGGAUUUGGUUUGGCAAUUGUGAUUCCUGCAUUGCAGUCUUUCAUUGCGGAUAGCUAUAGGGAAGGAGUGAGAGGAGCUGGAUUUGGAUUGCUAAGCCUUAUUGGUAAUGUAGGGGGAAUUGGAGGUGGUGUUAUGGCUACUGUCAUGGCUGGUCAAACGUUUUGGGGGAUACAAGGAUGGAGAUGUGCCUUUGUUUUGAUGGCGAGUUUGAGCGCAUUGAUUGGAAUCCUUGUUUUACUAUAUGUGGAUGAUCCAAAAAAAAGAGUUUCCAUCAUUCAAGAUGCUAGUGAUAGUUCAGAAAGCAGGGGUGAUUCUAUCUAUAAUGGCAAUGCUAGUGUGACUUCAGUUUGGAGACACUCUUGGGCAGCCACUAAAUCUGUGAUCAAAGUUCAAACAUUUCAAAUAAUAGUCUUACAAGGCAUUAUUGGGUCACUACCAUGGACUGCCAUGGUGUUCUUCACAAUGUGGUUUGAACUAAUUGGUUUUGAUAAUAACACUUCAGCAACCCUCCUCAGUCUUUUUGCUAUUGGAUGUGCACUAGGGUCCUUCAUAGGAGGAUCAAUAGCUGAUCGAUUGACACAGAUCUAUCCAUAUUCAGGUCGAAUCAUGUGUGCGCAAUUCAGCGCCUUUAUGGGCAUUCCAUUCUCAUGGUUUCUUCUUAGGGUGAUACCGCAAUCAGUAACUAGUUUUCUUACAUUUUCAAUCACUCUCUUUUUUAUGGGACUAACUAUAAGCUGGAAUGGUACGGCUGCAAACGCACCUAUGUUUGCCGAGGUUGUUCCGGUCAAACACAGGACAAUGAUUUAUGCAUUUGAUAGAGCUUUUGAAGGCUCAUUCUCUUCUGUUGCAGCUCCUUUGGUUGGCAUUCUUGCAGAGAAAAUGUUUGGCUACGAUUCGAAAUCUGUUGAUCCCAUCAAAGGAUCUUCACCUGAGGCUCUUGCCUUGUCAAAGGGACUUCUUUCAAUGAUGGCAGCUCCUUUUGGAUUGUGUUGCCUGUGCUACACGCCGUUGUAUUUUAUAUUUAAGAAGGACCGCGAAAAUGCUAGAAUGCAAGCCGUCAAAGAAGAGGAGAUGAUGUGAGACGCUAACUAGGAAUGGUAGUUCGCGUGAAUGGAACUCUUAACUCAGUCUGCUAGUGACUUGGCUGGCACUCAUAUAGAGUUCACUUCUUCGGCGGUAAACAUGAAACUUGUGCAACAAUUCUUCAAAAUGGCCUCAUUUCUUUUAUUUGAAGAGUCUAUGGUUUCCAUCAUGAGAUGAGGCUGAUAAAUGAACUUGUUCUGAGCAACUAUUUCACGGGAAAAUUACACUCACCUCCCACGUUUUAUAUCGACAUUUGACACUGACUUUAUUUUUGCAUUUGAGUGACACUCUUCCCUUGUACAUGCUUACUCUCGCGUUAUGCUCAGCUUAACUAUUUUUAUGGCAUUAGUUGCUUUGCUGAAUUGAGUUGUAUCAAGAUAAGAUUACCAAAAUUUGACAUGUUGAAUGUUGCCUUUUAUUUGGCUUCUAAUGAUGAUGUACAUAUCACUUGAAUUAA